This is a messenger RNA of Fukomys damarensis (Damara mole-rat), 2737 nucleotides long. RefSeq names its product nucleoporin 107 (gene Nup107). Gene Ontology annotation, cellular component: nuclear pore outer ring; nuclear pore. The record is from RefSeq and is a predicted model, not a curated record. The transcript is spliced from 26 exons. Bases 41 to 2599 code for a protein of 852 amino acids. Gene Ontology annotation, molecular function: structural constituent of nuclear pore. Gene Ontology annotation, biological process: mRNA export from nucleus; protein import into nucleus; post-transcriptional tethering of RNA polymerase II gene DNA at nuclear periphery. Lineage: Eukaryota; Metazoa; Chordata; Mammalia; Rodentia; Bathyergidae.
UUCUGAGGUGGGCGGGGUAGGUGGUGGCCUGGCAUUGGAAAUGGUGACCAGCCCAAGAGCGCAAAGCUGGAGUGGCUUUGGAGAAAUGUUAUCCCCUGUGAUCCGAGAGCCAGAGGUGACACGGACUGCACGGAAGCAGAGUGCCCAAAAAAGAGUUUUGAUUCGAGCCUCUCAUGAUGAAAAUGUUGGCAAUUCUACACCACGAAACCAGAUGAUUCCUCGAACUCCCAGCUCAUUUCGACAGCCUUUUACUCCACCAAACCGAAGCUUACCAAAAUAUCCAGAUGUUUCCUGCAUUUUGGGAACAGAAGGGAGAUCUCCUCAGCUUACACAGUCUUCAGAGUUUUUGGGAAAUCUGUCCAUGGUAACAAAUCUGGACGACAGUAAUUGGGCAGCUGCGUUUGCAACACGGCAUUUAGGGCUCUUCACAAAAACAGAGCCCAACAACCUCACAGAGGAUGCAAAUGUCAGCGCGGUUAUGUUACGCGAAGAUGACCCGGGAGAAGCUGCAUCCUCAAGCAUGUUUCCUGAUUUCCUGCAAUCUUUUUUGAAGCAUUCUUUAUCUACAGUUUUUGACCUUGUGGAAGAAUAUGAAAAUAUUUGUAGCAGUCAGGUGAAUAUACUGAGUAAGAUGGUGAGCCGAGCGACACCUGGACUGCAGAAAUUUUCCAAAACAGCCAGUAUGCUCUGGCUUCUUCAACAGGAGAUGGUCACCUGGAGGCUGCUGGUUUCUUUGUAUAGAGACAGGAUACAGACUUCAUUACAGAAUGGAAAUAUGCUUACAACUCCUGCUGCUAGUGCCAGUGAAAAAACAUUUGUGGAAGCUUUGUUUCAGAGAGAGUCCCUUGUCCGACAAUGUCAGAUGGUGGUAGAUUGGUUAGAGAGUAUUGCCAAAGAAGAAAUUGGGGAUUUUUCUGAUAAUAUUGAAUUUUAUGCAAAAUCCGUAUAUUGGGAAAAUACCCUCCAUAUUUUAAAACAGCGGCAGCUAGCUUCUUCCAUAGGCAGUGCCCGUCCUCUUGUCACUGAAUUGGAUCCUGAUGCUCCCAUAAGACAGAAAAUGCCCCUUGAUGAUAUGGAUAGAGAAGAUGAAAUUCGAUUACUUAAAUAUCUUUUCACUCUAAUCCGUGCUGGAAUGACAGAUGAGGCACAGAGACUCUGUAAACGUUGUGGUCAGUCAUGGAGAGCUGCAACACUGGAAGGCUGGAAACUAUACCAUGACCCUAAUAUUAAUGGAGAAAUAGGAGCAGAAUUAGAACCUGUUGAAGGAAAUCCAUAUCGACGCAUUUGGAAAAUUAGUUGCUGGAGAAUGGCAGAAGAUGAACGUUUUAAUAAAUAUGAGAGAGCGAUUUAUGCAGCUUUAAGUGGGAACCUCAAGCAGCUUCUUCCUGUAUGUGACACCUGGGAAGAUUCUGUAUGGGCCUACUUCCGGGUGAUGGUGGACAGUCUGGUGGAACAGGAGAUCCGGCUGUCAGUAAUGGCCCAGAACGAAACUGAAGAACUCCCUAGAGAAUACCUAGAAGCAAAUUGGACCUUAGAAAAGGUUUUUGAAGAACUUCAAGCUACUGAUAAAGAGAGAGUUCUGGAAGAGAAUCAAGAACAUUAUCAUGUAGUUCAAAAAUUCCUUAUCCUGGGAAACAUUGAUGGUUUGAUGGAUGAGUUCAGCAGAUGGCUUUCUAAAAGCAGAAGCAAACUACCUGGGCACCUCCUCCGAUUCAUGACUCACCUUGUUUUGUUUUUCCGCACCCUGGGAAUACAGGCCAAAGAAGAAGUUUCGAUUGAAGUUUUAAAGACAUACAUACAGCUUUUAAUAAGUGAGGGGAAUACACAUCUCAUAGCAUUUUACUGCUGUCAUUUGCCUCAAGACCUUGCUGUUGCUCAGUAUGCCUUAUUUUUGGAAGGUGUCACAGAUUUUGAACUUCGCCACAUUUCCUUGGAGCUGGCUAGGGAAGCAGAUUUGGAUGUUGCAACAAUAACAAAAACUGUGGUUGAGAAUAUUCGAAAGAAAGAUAAUGGUGAAUUUAGUCCUCAUGACCUGAGCCCAGACCAAGAGAGUGACACUACUCAGGUAAUUUCAGGUGGAAGAGAAGCCCAUGAAACUUUUACUGAGUGGUUUAACCAUAUGAAUGCAGCUCCACAAAAACCUACUUUAAUAUCCCAGCCAAGUUUUACUGAGCAAGUAGCUUAUGAACAUAAAGAAAAGAAAUAUGAAAUGGAUUAUGAUAUUUGGAAAGGACAUUUGGAUGCCCUAACUGCUGAUGUCAAGGAGAAAAUGUACAAUGUCUUGUUGUUUGUUGAUGGAGGAUGGAUGGUAGAUGUCAGAGAGGAUCCUGAAGGAGACCAUGAAAGGACACAUCAAAUGGUUUUAUUGAGAAAGCUUUGUCUGCCAAGACUGUGUUUUCUGCUUCACACCAUACUGCAUACCACGAGUCAGUACCAGGAGUGCCUGCAGUUGGCUGACAUGGUGUCCUCCGAGCGCCACAAGCUCUACCUGGUAUUUUCUAAACAAGAACUAAAGAAAUUGCUGCAGAAGUUAAGGGAAUCCUCUCUCAUGCUUCUGGAUCAGGGACUUGACCCAUUAGGAUAUGAAAUUCAGUCAUAAUUCAUCCACUGGUUAUAUUCUCACUAAUUCCCAUGACAAAUGGAGGUGUUUUUUUAAAUAAAAUAUGCAUAUUUGUAAUUACUGGAAUUUUUUGUAUUAUUUGGGAGAGAAUGUAAAACUUAGGUAUUUGGAUUUUGU